Molecule: messenger RNA, 1605 nt
Organism: Talaromyces amestolkiae
Lineage: Eukaryota; Fungi; Ascomycota; Eurotiomycetes; Eurotiales; Trichocomaceae
Exons: 4
Coding region: 1-1605 (534 amino acids)
Biological process (GO): amino acid transmembrane transport
Cellular component (GO): membrane
Molecular function (GO): amino acid transmembrane transporter activity
Source: RefSeq, a predicted model, not a curated record
AUGGCAGAAGUAGACAGUAAAGAAGCCGCGACCACCACUCUCAAUGAUCGUGACCGAGACUUUGGCGAUGGCCAGGUCAUACCGGCUGACGACCUCGCAAUGGACGAUGGCAUGCGUCGUGCCCUCAAAUCAAGACAUCUGCUCAUGAUUGCAUUGGGUGGUGUCAUUGGACCGGGCACGUUCUAUGCCACAGGAUUUGCAUUGGAAUACUCUGGUCCCGUGGGCUCAUUAAUUGGGUACAUCAUCAUUGGUAUUGAUGUGUUUUUGGUGACCCAGGUACUUGGAGAAAUGGCCACGCUCUUUCCGUCUACGGGUUCGUUUAACGAGUUUGCUGGUCGCUUUGUGGACCCUGCUUUGUCGUUUGCAUUAGGGUGGAAUUAUUGGUAUAUGUGGGGCACAAUUUUGGCUAAUGAAUACAACGGCGCCGCUCUUAUCCUGACUUACUGGACCGACAAGCUCCCUAACUACGCCUGGAUUUUGAUCUGUUGGGCCUUCUUCAUGUGUACCUCCCUGUUGGGGGUUCUGGUUUACGGAGAAAUGGAAUUUUGGCUCGCAUCUUUCAAGUUUGUCGUCGUCAUCAUUCUCUAUAUCAUUGCUAUCCUCCUAGAUACCGGUGCUAUUGGCGGUGACUACAUCGGAUUCCGCUACUGGCGCGAUCCCGGUCCCUUCGCAAACGGCAUCAACGGGUUCGGCAAAGUCCUUGUCUUAGCAGCAGUCAUGUACUCAGGAACCGAAGCCAUCGCCAUCACAGGCGGAGAAUCUCGCAACCCGAAAAAGGACAUUCCCAAAGCGUUGAAACAAACUUUUUGGCGAAUUCUGAUUGUAUAUAUUGGCAUGGUGUUUUUCACGGGAUUGAUUGUGCCGUCUGAUUCAGAUGGUUUGUUGAAUGCGACGUCCAAAUCGGCUUCCUCGCCAUUUACCGUUGCUUUGAACAAAGCUGGCUGGAGUGGCGCUGGAAACUUGAUCAAUGCGAUUAUUGUAGUCACCCUUUUGUCGUCUAUCAAUUCAGCUAUCUACAUCGCCAGUCGUUGCAUAUACGCACAAGCCAAAUCAGGCCGUGCACCAGCAAUCCUCGCCAAAACGACCACAAAUGGCGUCCCUGUCAACGCAAUCGUCUUUACCAACCUGUUUGGUCUGAUUUCGCUGCUCAAUAUUUCCGAAAAUGCCGGUAACGUGUUUACCUAUCUACUCGACAUUUCCGGCUCGGCGGCAUUCGUCGCUUGGGCGUUCAUCGGAGUUACUCAUUUGCGUUUCCGUGCUGCCAUUGCCGCACAGGGAAUGCCACUGUCUUCACUGCCUUUCCAGUCCAAGGGUUAUCCAUACAUAUCCUGGGUGCUGGUCGUUACCAACAUCUUUCUCGUUUUUAUUUCUGGAUAUACGACUUUGUUGAACCCGUUUGACGUCAAGGGAUUCGUUUUUUCGUACCUAGUCAUUCCUCUAUUUAUCAUUUUGUAUUUUGGAUGGAAGCUAUGGCACAAAACGAAAUGGGUCAUUGCAGCCGAAGCAGAUAUUGUCAGCGGACGACGAGAUUGGCUGGGKGGGAUCGAUGAAGAGGUUGCUCGUAAAGAUUUCUUUGGUAAAGUGAAGGCACUCGUCAUCGGUUAG